This is a messenger RNA of Schistocerca piceifrons (Central American locust), 6397 nucleotides long. Its product is annotated as cytochrome P450 4C1-like. The record is from RefSeq and is a predicted model, not a curated record. Lineage: Eukaryota; Metazoa; Arthropoda; Insecta; Orthoptera; Acrididae. Gene Ontology annotation, molecular function: heme binding; oxidoreductase activity, acting on paired donors, with incorporation or reduction of molecular oxygen; monooxygenase activity. Bases 103 to 1614 code for a protein of 503 amino acids. The transcript is spliced from 7 exons.
GUGCUCGCGUCAGCCGCUCCAAGUAUUGCGCAAGUUUCUGUCUAGGCGGCGAGCGAGUGCGUCCCAGGUUUGUUCUCAGGCGACCACGAUAGCAGUUGAGCCAUGGCAUGGUGGGCGUGGCUGUUGGUGCAGUCGGCGGUGUGGUGCUGCGCCGGCGUGGUGGCGGUGCUGUGGUGGCUGUGGGUCACCAAACCCCACGUCGACAUCCCAGGGCCGCCCACACUGCCCAUCAUCGGGAAUGCUCUGAACUUCCUGGAGCAUCCAGUGACUCUCCAAAAGAUUCGAGACUUCCACCGCCAGUAUGGAGACUUGAUGAGGUUCUACGCGGGCCCGAAACUGGUGAUAAUGGUCGCUCACCCAGACGACAUACAACACAUCCUGGUGACGUCCAAAUUGGUAGAACGAGAUCCCCUGAGCACGAGCGCCAUGUGGCCCUUCGUCGGCGACGGAUUACUCACCCUCAAUGGUAGCCGGUGGAAGACACAUCGCAAACUCAUCAACCCCACGUUUCACUCUGAGCUGCUGGAGAACUUCCUGGAGGCGUUCCACGAGGGCGGCCUCUACUUCAGCGAGCGGCUGGCCAGCGACAGCGCGGGCGGCGCCGCCCCCAUAGACGUGCACGUCGCGGCCUUCAUCGGCGCGGUGCGGAGCUUCUGCAGCGCCGCCUUCGGCGCCGACCCCGACUGGCUCAUACCGGACAUACCGGAGCACGAGUUCACUACGGCGUUAAGACGCGCCUUGGCCCUCGCACAGACGAUGAUGCUGCAGCCGUGGCGGCGGAGCAAGUUGCUGCUACGGCUGAGUUCAGAGGGCCGCGCCGUCUUUAAGUACUACGCGCACCUGCGGAAGUGUGUAGAGGAGGUCAUCGCCAUGAGGUCGGCGGCCACAGAGGAGGGACCAGCCAAGACGCGGCGGCGUCUGCUCGAGACUCUGGUGAAGCCUGGUGGGCAAACCGCCCUCCCAGUCUCGGAAGUCCGGGACGAGCUGGUGACUAUGACAAUGACCGCCACCGACACGACGGCUGUGUGCAUGAGUUACGCGCUGGCGCUGCUCGCGCUCCACCCAGAGUGGCAGGACGCGGCCCACCGGGAGCUGAAGGACGUCUUCGGCGAGGGCGACGACUACCUGCGUGCUCCUAGCCUCGCAGAGCUGGCCAGCCUCAGGGUCCUGGAGAGCAUCAUCAAGGAGACGCUGCGGCUGUUCCCGGUGGUUCCGAUGCUCUCUCGGAUGGUCAGGGAGGAGAUCUGGUUGUCCAAAGGACGGGUACGAGUCCCGAAGGGCGCGAUGCUAUUCGUGACGCCCUUCCUCACGCACCGCCUGCCGCAGUUCUUCCCAGACCCGCUGAAGUUCGACCCUUCGCGCUUCCUGGAGGGUCGAAGUGGCGAGGAGCACCCCUGCAGCUACGUGCCGUUCGGAUUGGGCUCACGCAACUGCGUGGGCUCCCAGUAUGCGCGCCUCGAGGUCAAAGUCUUCCUGGCGACCGUCUUGAGACGCUUCCGGUUUCUGCCGCACAGCCGCUGGGAGGACCUCGAACACGCCGCGCUCACCAUCACCCUACACACCAUCAAGCCGAUCGAGGUCUACUGCGUGCCUCUGCAAGAGUCUGGCCUAUAGCGCCACCACCCGACACGUCCUCGGACUUAAUUGGGUUCCUGGUCACUGCCACUAGGAGGACUUGGAACGCUACAUCCUUUCCAUCAUCUGUCACAUGAUACACAUCAGGAACUCCGCUCCUGAGAGCACUUAGGAUUGCUCUCAUGGCACUAAUAAAGCUCAUUGUUUCCUAGUCAGUAUUCACAGGAGAUUCAUCAUUUUGAUGCACAGCCAUUGAGAGGACCUGGGGCACAAUAUAUUCUCUUUCAGCCUGCACACUGCCCAGAUGAUAAGGGUUUCCUGUGUGCCUCUGCAGAUGUCCACUCUGUAGGAGCACAAUGUGCCCCUGGACCUCAGUAUGUUCGUGGUGAACAGCGAGAGUCACUUCUGUUCCUGCUAAACAGCCACUUGGAGGACUUGCAGUGCUACACCCUUUUACAUCGGCCUUCACAUCAAGCAAUCACAGACACAUGUAUGCUCCUCUUGGACCUAGCACAUCGAACUGCUCUUGUGACAUUGUCUUCCUAGCCAGUUCUCACAGGAGAUUCAGCUUCCUGUUACACAUCCAUUGGGAGCACCUGGAAGACAAAUACAUUCUCCUUAAGACUUUACAUGGUUCAUGCAAGUAGAUUCUGCUGCAUGGCACUAAUCACAUAAUAACACAUUUUACAUUGCUGGAACUCAUUCUCUUUGAGGCCAUCAUCCUAAGGCACUUCAGUUUCCUACUGCACAGCCAUUGGGAAGACCGAAUUCAUCCCACUCUCCACCAACCUACAUACUAUUGUCAUGGCCUCCUGCAUGCCCAUAAACAAACCCAGCCUGUAGCACUGCCAACACACUGCUGGCAUAUCCAGGAGGUCAUGUGCUUUCUACUAAACAGCCACUGACAGGAUAACUUCGCAUCUAUCAGCCUUCACGGCGUCUGAUCAGGGACUCUUGAGCACUUCUGCAAAGGCCUACAACAUAGAGUUACUCCCACGACAUACUAAGUUUCAAGGUUUUCCUACCCAAUACCCAGGUGAUGCACAACUGUUGGGACGAGCUGGAGGAUAGGCCACUGAGGACAAUGCAUUCUCCUUGAAACUGUGCGCCAUCCACCCAGCCUUCAAGCACGUGAUCAGGUACUCCUGCAUUCUUCUGCAGAGGAUGGCUCUCAUGACACUGCUAAACCUAAAGCCCUUCCUAUCCAAAAUUCAGGUGCUAGACAACCAUUUGGACUACCUCGAGGAUAGUUCAUUCUCUUUAAGACUGUACACCAUCCAUACAUGCAGGAUCUACCGCAUUCUAGCAAUCACAUAGCAUUGCACUCUACACUGCUCGAGCUCAUUCUUUUCCUGUUCUUCAUCCUGAGGCACUUCUGCAUCCGGCCACACAGUUAUUGUGAGGACCUGGAGUACAUCCUGUUCUCUAUCAGCCUAUAGAUUACAGGGUGAUUAGGGAUACCAGUGUGUCUCUGCAGAGGCCCAGAAAAUGGAAAAACAAGAUGGGCCUGGUCUGAGGCACUGCCAGUUCCUGCUACACAGCAGCAGGAAAUGGAUGGCAAUGCACUCUCCUUCAGAUUAUAUACACUUAUCAGCCAUAACAUUACGACCACGUGCCUAAUAGCCGGUAUCUCAGCCAUUGGAUCGGAUAACAGAGGCGACAUAUCAUGGUAUGGAAGCAGUGAGGCAUUGGUAGGUCAUUGGAGGGAGUUGACACCACAUCUGGACACUCCAGUCACCUAAUUAUCACAAAUUUCAAGAAGGCCGGCGAUGAGCUCUGACGCCACGUUCAGUGACAUACUAGGUACGUUUGGGCGAGUUAUUGCGCCAGCACGUCAAUUUGAGCUCACAACUGUGUUCCUCAAACCACUCCAUCACACUCUUGGCCUUUUGACAUGGCGCAUUAUCUUGUUGAAAAAUGCCACUGCUGUCAGGAAACAUGAUCGUCACAAAGAGAUGUACAUGGACUACAACCAGUGUAUGAUACUCCUUGGUCGUCAUGGUGUCUUGCACAAGGUCCAUCGAACCCAUGGAUGCCUAAAUGAACGUUCUCCAGAGCAUAGUGGCGUCGCUGCCAGCAUGUCUCUGUCCCACAGUAUAGGCAUCAACGAGUUGUUCUCCUGGAAGAUGGGCCAGCGGGGGUGGCCGAGCGCUUCUAGGCGCUACAGUCUGGAACCACGCGACCGCUACGGUCGCAGGUUCGAAUCCUGCCUCGGGGUCCUUAGAUUAGUUAGGUUUAAGUAGUUCUAAGUUCUAGAGGACUGAUGACCUCAGCAGUUAAGUCCCAUAGUGCUCCGAGCCAUUUGAACCUGGAAGACACUGAUGAACACUCUCCCAUUGGCAUGAUGAAGAAGGUAUCAGGAUUUAUCGGGCCAUGCUGUGCUCCAACACUGCGCCAAUGUCAAGUACCAAUAGUCAUGUGUCCAUUUCAUUUGUAACUGUCAAUGUUGUGGUUCAAAUGGUUCAAAUGGCUCUGAUCACUAUGGGACUUAACAUCUAUGGUCAUGUCCCAUAGAACUUAGAACUACUUAAACCUAACUAACCUAAGGACAUCACACAACACGCAGUCAUCACAAGGCAGAGAAAAUGUGUGGUGUUAACAUUGGCAUAUGCAUUGGUUGUCAGCUGUGGAGACCCACCGUUAGGAGUGUUCAGUGGACUUAGACACUUGUUCUCUACUCAGUAUUAAAGUCAGAUGUUAGUUCCACCUUUACUAUUUUUCCCGGCUGCUCAUCCUACGAUGUUCGACAUAUGUGAUGAGGGUUGGUCGCCAAUUUUCAGGAAGUCUGGAUGUGGUUUCACCUUGUUUUCACCACAUGUUGAAAUACUGACUGCAGCACUCCUCGAACACCAGAAAAGUAAGGCACUUUCCAAGCAGACAGACAGAUCGCUUGCCUUCCUCAUUCUUCACAUGGACAGCAUACUCAUACUCCAUGCACCAUGUGUGUGUCAGCCUAGCAGUCAUUCAUCACCAGGAGACGCUGCUAUUGCCUCGAGGGGUUUAUAUCAAUAGUAAAUCAGUGAUGAUUAUGUUCUACCUGAUCAAUGUUUAAUCCAUUCAAUCAGGGUCUCUUGUUUGCCUAUGCAGGGUCUCAUCACAUAGAGCACCCACCAAAUAACUAGACCCGUCAGUCUCCAUAGCCAGUACCCAGAGGAGACUUUGUUUCCUGCUACAUGCUCACUGGAAGGAUAAUACAAUUUUAUCACCAUAUAGAUCAUCUAUCUGAUGACCGUCUCGUUUGUUCCUACGAAAAGCCUAAUAUCAUCACUGUCCAUUCUGCAGAAGUUUAAGUUCUUCCUGGCCAAAAUUUGGAGUGUUUCCCUUUACUACAACAGGUCUUUUGGGACGACAUGGCAUACAAUGCAUUAUCCACUGGGAUACAUAACAUCCAGUUAAUCAGUCUUGAGAUGCUUAGGCCCACAAUAACAAACACUGAUGCUGGUCAGAGUCUUCCUGGCCAGUGGCCGAAGGUUCAUCCACUUCCUGCUGUGCAGCUGCUGGAAUAGGCCUGGCAGUCAAUGUACCCACUAUCAGACAGUACACUAUCCAGCUGAUCAGGGCCUCCUGUAUGUCUUCUGCUUAUGCAAGAACCCAGUGUAAGCUGUCCAUGCAGGUUGAGUCUUUUGCAUACUUCUAUACGAGCCCACUGCAUACCAUAACACUCCACACUAUUAGAACUCAGGGUCUUCCUGGCCACCAUCCUGAAGCGCUCCCACUUCCUGCCACACUGGUGCUGAGAUGAUCUGCACCACAAUGCCCACUCAGUGCCCUACACCCUGGUCAAUCAGGGCUUCCUUCAUGUCUCUGGAGAAUCCCAGCAUAUACUACCACCAUUCGCACGGAUGGAGCUGAAGGUCUUGCUGGUCAUUGUCAGGAGGUGAUUUUGUAUUCUGCUGCAGAGCAGCUAGAAUGAUGUAGGGGACAGUGCACCGCCUGCUAGCCUCCACACUGUCCACCACAUGUCUCUGCAGGUGCCCCAGCGGGCAGCACAUAUGACUGCUGUCCACACUGAUGGGCAACAAGCUGCAGCUUAUCUGAUGAGUGGUUUCUGAUGAGCACUUCGAAUUGAGAUUUCUCUAUUAAGAUGCACAUACUGAUCUAUAUAUGCAAUAAUUUGUUGAUACUCCAAUUUUAUUGUGUAAAAUAUCGCUUCUGUUGUUAAUGUUUGUCUUCUGACAAAGUGUAGAACUGUUUCUCUUAUUGAUGUGUAUGGGUAUUGUCUAGGUUGUAAUUACUGAGAUAAUCUGGAAGCAUUAUUCUCUACGAAAAGUAAUGCUAUGGUUAAUUAGGGAUAUAUUUUAUCUAUGUAAUAUUUUGUCAAUGUUGAUUAUAUUUGGUGGAGAAACAAGAUAAUAUGCAUUGCUGUGUCAGGAAUAGGACGUGAGAAUAUAUACAGAGCGCUAUGUGGAUAUUAUGAUAUGACCGUUUUGAGUAUUUUGCUAAGUGAAAGCGACAUGAAGACCGUGGUAUGCUGCAUUAUAAUGCAAAUGGAAGUUACUGCUGUUUUAAACUCAACUACUAUUAAAGGAGUGUGCUGGUGCACUUGAGCUGUGCGGGAGAUGGAGUUUUGAUAAGAGGGAAUUCUUAAUAAGAACUGUGUGAAAUGUAUUAGUUAAAUCCUGAAACUGUAAUUUUGUUCCUCAGAGAUUUUAAGCAAUCAACUUUUCUGUGAGCAUUGAAAUGAAGUUCAGGCAGACAAUAUCUGACCGAUUGUAUGGGCCAUUCGCUCAUUUUGCACUUUGUGUGUGUUUGUGUGUGAACUAAAAUAAAUGUACACAAUCUAAUAAAAUAAACCUGGAAAUUGUGUGUGCUGUUGACAGUA